Messenger RNA from Chara braunii, 2822 nucleotides. NCBI's taxonomy places the organism in Eukaryota, Viridiplantae, Streptophyta, Charophyceae, Charales, Characeae. The record is from the annotation of a GenBank genome assembly.
UCCGGGGUGGACGAAAAAAUGGUACGGACUGAUUUCGUCAGAGGAUUGUCAGAUUCUCGCUUGCGGAAAAAGAUCCGCAAGAAAUGCAACCCUAUAGAACAUACCCUGAUGGAGCUAAUUCAGUACGCAAUUAAGUAUGGGAAAGAAAAUUACGAUGUGGGCUUGGACUCAGAAUCUGACGAAGACGACCCUUCGGGUGUUCGACGCAAUAGCUAUUCCGCUACGACACGAAUGUUCGAAGAUCGCUUCGGGUUGGGUCCGACAAAAAUAGGCUCGGAUCGGAAAGCUUCUUCCUCUGCUUCGACCUCCUGUCGCUCUAGUCAAGCACAAGGAGGCCGGGGCGAGGAAGAAGUGUCCAUGAACGAGGUCACGGCCCAAUUAGUUACGGUAGUGGCCCCGUUGACGGAGUUUGUUCAAGGUUUGCAGCGGCAACGCAUAGCCGCCGCACAACGGCAACCGGCGGCUAUGGCCGCUGGGGCCCCUAUGAUAAGACCGGCCGUGGCCGGGGUUGUCCCGCCCCUACGCUGUUAUAAUUGUAAUCAGUCGGGCCACCUUGGGAAAGAUUGUCCGAAACCUCGAACUCAGAGUGGACCCGCGGGUCCCACCGGACCUUCCCAAAUCCCGCUGGCUGUUCCAACCGCUGCAAGACAGGGGAGGGUAGCCAUGGUAAUGGACACUGGAACGACGGAGAUGGUGACCCCUGCGGCCACCGAGAUCGGACCCAAUGAGUACAUGGCUGUUGCGAUGUUCGAACCUGGGACCAUUGGAGUGAUACGUCACGUCCAAAGGAUUACCGAGGAAAGCGACCUCGGGCCUUGGCGGCCGGGGUUCGAAGAUCUCACGGCCCCUAGCCCUGAGUACAAAGACGGUCACAUCGACGUGUUGGAUGCAUUGAAGGCUCUGGAUCUGCGGAUCCCCUACCACGUGGAACACAUUGAGUGGGUUUUGCAUGCAUUAAAAGAUGCGGGGUUUAAAGUGGCAUUGGAGAAAAGCGAGUUCUUCUUGUCGGAGAUCUCACUCUUGGGGUACAUCGUCACGGUCGAUGGACUAAAACCGGAUCCGAGGAAGGUGGCAGCAGUUCAAGAAGCCCCGGCGCCGGUCACACUCACCCAGGUUCGGGCUUUUCUAGGGCUGGCAUCCUAUUACCGACACUUCAUCAAGGGGUUCGCCGGUGUAGCGAAGCUCCUAACGAACCUGCUAAAGAAAGAGGAGCAGCUGAUCUGGACGCCGGAAUGCGAAGCGGCGUUUCAGGCGUUGAAGGAGGCUCUGACAUCUGCUCCUUUGUUGGCGCGUCCCGACCCGACAAGACCGUUUGCACUUUACACCGACUGGCAGCCGCAGGCGAUAUCUGCGGUGCUUACUCAGCACGGGGAGGACGAAAGGGAACACGUCAUUGAGUAUGCGUCCAACACGCUGAGCCAGGCGCAGGCUAAUUACGAAGCGGCCCUUAUCCUAUGCACGAGUUUUCUCGAGUAUCUGGUGGAGCUAACUGACGUGGAACCGCUGGCCUUCGCAGAUGAAGACGCGUGGGAGUUGCACCGUGCGCUGUACAAGUCGGUAACGUUGGGGAUGUUCCGAUUCUUCGUGGAUCAUGAAGACCACUGCAUCGGGGAGCACUUCGCCGUCUACUACGUCAUCACACGGCCCAAGCCGGCGCAGAAGGAGGGGACAGUGGCACUGUACCCAUUCGCCCAGCUCCAGACGAUCGAUCCGCGAUUGUUGGAACUCAUACAUCUUGAGCUCCUCUCCAUUGCGCAAGUGAUCGCGAACGAGGAAGAGGAGAUCCAGCCACGAUUGUGGACGGCGACGGCCCUGCGGAGAACGUACAACGAGGUCGUCAUCCCCGAUUACAUUGCGCAUCGCACGGAGAGGUUGGAGGACUUCCCGGAGGAAAAGCCGUUGCGGCCUCCCUCGUCGUAUCCCCGACCGGCGCCACCCAAGGCCCCCAGGAAGACGCCGAAGAGGAAGAGACACCACCCGUCACCAGGAGCGCAAGGCAGCAGAAUCGGUGGCGGCGCGGAGGUGAUUCAACCCGCGUGUACGCGGAAUCUUGACCCCGCGCCUGGGAGUGCGGCGACGCUCGUUAAGGCAAUUGUCGUGCCAUCGCCGCCCUUCCCGCGCGUGCCCGAUCUCAAUCUUGAUGGAGCCGGGCCAUCAGCAGCAUCAGCAGCCGGGGGAGGAAGCCGAAUGGGAAUACUUGAUCCCAUAUCCAGACCCCCCGUCCUCGCGGGACCUCUCCGCUCCCACCAGCCACCCUGGGAGGUGGAUUUCAUGGUGGAACCCACCACCAUCAGGCUCGAGGCCAUCGCGGGGGCGCCGCGCCCUGAUCCGGCGUGGGAGCCAUAUCUGACACCCCCUUUUCAAGGGUGUAUUGCGGCGCGACUGGCUGGGACGCUCAUCUACGAGACCAUGCAGCGUCCCAAUGUGAUGUACCACUUCCUUGUCUUCGCGGCGCAGAAGCGGGAGCGGUGGCCUUACACCGAGACUCAUGUGGUGAUGAAGGGUCCAGGGCCCCGAUCGGUGCGCAAGCGGGUGGUGCGAGCGGUGGCGGAUCAGGCGCCACGUGUCCUGUCUCAUGUGCCGCGGGCCUUCCUCUAUCCCUCAUUCGUCCAGCACCACUUCCAGGAGGAAGAUGCGCCGACGACUCCCGCGGCAAUGACCGCUUUUCUUCCACCUAUUCCGCCCCCUCUCAAUCCCGACAUCAAUCACUUCCUCUGAUCACCCUCGUCUACCUGUCCCCGCUUCUCUCCUUCUCCUUCUCUUCAUCAUCUUCUUCUCCUAUGCCCAAAGUUCGCACGUCGAGAUGCGCUGUAUAUUAAAAC